UUCGGAAACUCUCCAAUCAUCAUUCUCAUCAUGAAGGUCGCUUUUGCUCUGUUGGCUCUGGUCUCCCUGUCGUGCGCUGCCCCUCAGGCGCGGAAGUCAUUCCACGAGCACUAUGAAGACUUCAUUGGCCUGAUCAUGGAGGAGGCUCGUGAUGACAUCAAACACAUCACCGGGCACUACCUGGAGUUCGAGGAGUUCCUGGCUGGACUCGACUACCUGGGCAGCAAGGACUUCAAGGAGCUGGUGUACGAAAUGGAAGACUUGCCCGAAUUCAAGGCUGUCGUGGAAUUCUUGGAGGGUCACGGCAUUGACAUUAUGUACUUCGUCGAUUUCCUCAACCAGACUAUUGAGUCCAUGGGCAGCAAGCGCACAGAGAGGCACACGCUCAGCGGGCGCGACAUCUCUGCCUACAUCAAGGACGUCAUCUCCGAGUUCCCCAAGGCCAAGCUGACCGCCCUCUACGAACAGAAGGUCGCCGAGGACGAGGACUUCGCCAACGCCAUGGCCGACCUGGAGACCGACGAGUGGAAGCAGAUCUUCCAGGCGCUGCUUAACAGCGAGACUUUCCAGAAGGAAGCCCAGACCCUUCACGAGCACGGCAUCGACCUCGACGUCGUGAUCGGCGAGAUCACCGCCGUCUUCGGUAUCUACUAAG
This is a messenger RNA of Aricia agestis (brown argus), 655 nucleotides long. RefSeq lists its product as uncharacterized. The record is from RefSeq and is a predicted model, not a curated record. The transcript has 3 exons. Bases 31 to 654 code for a protein of 207 amino acids. Lineage: Eukaryota; Metazoa; Arthropoda; Insecta; Lepidoptera; Lycaenidae.